UUUCCGCCCGGCCCGACCCGCUCGAGGUGGCCGCGCGUCGCAGCCUCUGCUGUCCGCGGGGAGGCGGUCCCCGCAGCCUGCGCAACUUGCCUCGGCGCCUCUCUAAGGAGCGCAGCGCGGAGAGAGCUUGCGGGGCGCGAUGCCUCCGGCCGGCGGCCCCCGCACACCGCGCCCGCACGCGCUGCCCCGCAGCCUGUCCCGUUUGCGCGAGUGCCCGGGCCGUUCCCGCAUCGUGCUGGCUCUCGGGGCCACGCAGAUGGCGCUUGGAUGCCUCAUCGUGGCCGUGAGCUUCGCGGCGCUGGCGCUCACCACGUCGGCCCGCGUGCGCCACUCCUGCCCUUUCUGGGCCGGCUUCUCGGUGCUGUUGUCUGGACUCAUUGGUGUUGUCUCCUGGAAGAGGCCUCUCUCACUUGUGAUCACCUUCUUCAUGCUGCUCUCUGCAGUGUGUGUGAUGCUCAACCUAGCCGGCUCCAUCCUCUCCUGCCAAAACGCCCAGCUCGUCAGCUCCCUCGAAGGCUGCCAGUUGAUCAAGUUCGACAGCGUGGAGGUGUGCGUCUGCUGUGAGCUGCAGCACCACUCAUCCGGAUGCAGCAACCUGGGGGAGACACUGAAGCUGAACCCACUGCAGGAAAACUGCAACGCUGUGAGGCUGACCUUGAAGGAUCUCCUCUUCAGCGUGUGUGCCCUCAACGUCCUCUCCACCAUUGUGUGUGCAUUGGCCACGGCCAUGUGCUGCAUGCAGAUGGUCUCUGCUGAUGUCCUGCAGAUGUUCUUCCCACAGAGGUCUCAUUCUGCCGGUGCUGCCUGUGUGACCCCACAUGGCACCAUUCUCCACCAGACCCUGGACUUUGAUGAGUUCAUUGCCCCCCUCCCACCUCCACCCUACUACCCUCCAGAAUAUACCUGCACACCCACAGCGGAGGCGCACAGAGGCCUCCACCUAGACUUCACUCCUUCUCCGUUCAGCACUCUAUAUGAUGUUGCCAUCAACAGCCCUGGCAUGCUGUACCCUGCUGAGCUGCCCCCACCAUAUGAGGCUGUAGUGGGUCACACUCCUGCCAGUCAGGUUCCAAGUGUUGAUCACCAGGUGGCUGACUCCAGUUCUGAGGACCCAAACACUGCUGCUGGCUUCAGCACACCAGUGCCUGUCAGUAGCACAAGUCUCCCAACAUCAGAGGGUGCUACCUCACUGGGUCCAAGCCACCCAUCCCCUGAUGGCACUUUAGACACCCCGACACCUCUCCUAUCUACUCCAGUCCCUCACCACAUGUCUCCAGAAGCAACAAGCUUGAGCACACAGGCGCAACCAAGCCUAGGGCGUGUGGCCCGUUCAGCCAGUGACCCCACCUCCUGCACAUCCAGUGAAGCAGUCUCCACAUCACGCCCAGCCAUGGCUACCUGUCAGCGCCAGCUCUCACCUGCUGGCAACCCAGAUACCUGGAAAAUGGACCAAGGGACCAAGCCAGAGACCUUACAGACCGUCUCCAAAGAGAGGCCACACUCCCUAGUGGAGAGUAAGGCCUACAGGGACACCACGGUUUUGGUGGCUAAGUUCUUGGAACACUCACACUGCACUCUCCCUUCAGAGGCGCGACAUGUGGUGGGCACCAUCCGCUCAACGGUCACUUCAGAGGAGCCCAGGGUGGAGGAGGCCACCUUUGGUGCUGGCGGCCUGGACCAGCUAUGAAGCAGCUACAGACCUGGAUGUGGACACUGAUGGGCCCAGUAUCUGCAAGGUCCAGUCCUGCAUGACGCCACUAUGCUUGACAGAGAGAGGCCUUUGGCUUGCUGGGCAGAGAACAUCCAGAAUACCCAGACAGAGCUCUCUGGUGGCCUGGGCAGGGAACUGUUAUACCUCCCCCCAUCAGUUGUCUUGCCAGGACUGUUUGACCCCUGUCCCACUAACUCAGACAUGUUUUUCUCCUGCCCUUAGCAGGUUCUGGUUGCUUCAUGGGUAUAGCACCUUGAACUGAGAGAAACACCUAUCCAGGG
Messenger RNA from Phodopus roborovskii (desert hamster), 1992 nucleotides. RefSeq names its product endosomal transmembrane epsin interactor 2 (gene Entrep2). The record is from RefSeq and is a predicted model, not a curated record. NCBI's taxonomy places the organism in Eukaryota, Metazoa, Chordata, Mammalia, Rodentia, Cricetidae. The transcript has 10 exons. Gene Ontology annotation, cellular component: membrane. The coding region runs from base 140 to 1687 and encodes 515 amino acids.